Aedes albopictus (Asian tiger mosquito) is the source of this 529-nucleotide messenger RNA. RefSeq names its product waprin-like protein. Bases 115 to 462 code for a protein of 115 amino acids. Gene Ontology annotation, molecular function: peptidase inhibitor activity. The transcript is spliced from 4 exons. Gene Ontology annotation, cellular component: extracellular region. The record is from RefSeq and is a predicted model, not a curated record. NCBI's taxonomy places the organism in Eukaryota, Metazoa, Arthropoda, Insecta, Diptera, Culicidae.
GAACGCAGCUCUCUUAUAAACCAGCGUGUCAUCAUAUCAUCGUUGCUGUUUGUAGCUAGCUCAAGUGGAUCAUUGAUUGCAGAGAACGGAAAAAAGUGGUUCAACUUUAUCAAAAUGGCGAAAUUUCUGGUUCUGGGACUAGUUGCUUUGGCAGCGAUUGCCGCAAUCGAUGCUGCCUCAUUCGGUCAGUGUCCAGUGUCUUCCAAGGUGCAAACCUGUACCCCAAAGUGCUUGAGCGAUGUCGAUUGCAGCACUAGUGGAGGAAAGUGUUGCCCAAACACGUGCAACUAUCGAUCGUGCGUCAGUCCCAACCAGCUAACGCAGAGCGGAUCGGGUGGAUCAAGUGGAAACAAGUAUCAAUCAGGAGGUGCCGGAACAUAUUGCGGAAAUGUGAAGUGCAGUGCUCACGAGAAGUGUGACUUGGACAAGAGUACCAAACGCCAGAAGUGUGUACGAGCUUAAGCUUUAUUUGAUCGAGAACGAAUUUUACAAACUUUUUACAAAUAAAUAGACACUAAACCACAGAAAA